Molecule: messenger RNA, 2955 nt
Organism: Papilio xuthus (Asian swallowtail)
Lineage: Eukaryota; Metazoa; Arthropoda; Insecta; Lepidoptera; Papilionidae
Product: protein SCAI
Exons: 10
Coding region: 61-2955 (964 amino acids)
Biological process (GO): DNA-templated transcription
Molecular function (GO): transcription corepressor activity
Source: RefSeq, a predicted model, not a curated record
GUGACCGGUGAAAAACGAACUACAGAAUAUCUCAGAAGAAACUCAGAAGUGUGGUACAAAAUGGUUCAAGAUUCGUCACAACCUGGUCACACCUCAAGAUUCAAAGCAUUUUGGGCUCGAAAAUUUGGAUCAAGCUCUACAGUACCAACAAUAUUAAAAGACGCUAAUGCAUCGGAGGAUAAGAAAAACAACGGAAAGAAGAAGCAAAUAACUUUUGUAGAGCCUCAUCGGCUUCCUAGAGUAGGCUCUUGGGAAUCUCCAUCGCGUUCUUUGAUAACUAUCAGCAGGGGUACUCAAACUCCUACCCAGUCACCUCAGAAGACCAAACGCAGUAGGGAACCUUCUCCCGAGCCAGGUCCUUCGCAUCGGUAUCCCGCGCCUAAGAUCCGCUUAGAGAAAUCCAAAUUUCGGCGGUACCCAGCGCCUGAAUUUACAUCUGAUGCUUCUACAAACACUUCUGUCGAAAACAGUAUACAAAGCCAGCUCGCGAAAAACCCCAAUAAGUAUCUUCUUUUGGCAAGGCUUGCCUUAGCAGUGCCAAUAAAUUCAAAAACUGGCUUAGCAUACAUACGCCCACGAAGUAAAUCUCUAGAGGCGUACAAAUCAACAUACAAAGUACAAAGCCCAAGCCACUCGUCUCCCCCCUCCCCAGCUCCAUUCGCACCAGGAGAGAGUCGGCGACAAUCGUUCACAUAUAUUUUUAGGGAGACGUAUGAAUUUGAAGACUUGUCGUCAGGGAGCGAGGACGGCAGUUGCACAGACUUUUCUUCUAGAUUCAGUCGUCUUUUUGAGAAUUACAGAGAAUACGAAAAUAUCCGCGGCAGGCUUUGCACGUCGGAGCCUCACAAUAUAAACUCGCUGGCCGACCUUCCGUAUUUCAACCAAGAAUCAUACUAUCGCAAUAAUUAUAGAACAAGAUCUGCAAUGAAUCCUCUUGAAGAUCACGAACGGAAAGUUAUUAUUGAGUUCUGUCACCUUUUAGAGAAGUCGAAGCAGCUCUUCAAUGGUUUACGGGAGCUCCCCCAAUAUGGCCACAGGCAAUGGCAUUCAUAUUUUGGGCGUACUUUUGACGUUUACACAAAACUGUGGAAAUUCCAACAACAACACCGCGGUGUACUCGACAACAAGUACGGUCUCAAGAGGUGGCAGAUUGGGGAAAUUGCAUCGAAAAUCGGGCAACUGUACUACCACUUUUACCUACGCACUAGCGAAACUGGAUAUUUGAGUGAAGCAUUUUCAUUCUAUUCUGCAAUUCGAGGCCGCAGUUACUAUACGCAGGCGAGCCGAGAAGACAAGUGCGAACUGAUGGUUAAGAAGCUCCGAUACUACGCAAGAUUCAUUGUUGUCUGCCUUCUCCUCAAGAAACUGGCUCUCGUAAGAGAUUUGAUUAAAGAACUAGAUAAACAAAUCGUUGAGUACGGAGCAACAUACGAUCCAGAUGACCAGAUAGAAUGGACUUUCGUUAUGGAUGAAGUCAAAGCCUUCAUAGUCGCUGAAGCUGCCGUGACUGUUCUUCAUCCGGACAACUAUCCCAUAGUUCUCUCUCAUAGACUCAACAUGAUGAGCGUCCCACCGCCGGAGCGUCCAACAGCAGCAACUCUAACACUUCAAGAAGCCGUUAUAGUGGGCAGCGUAUCGCAGCAAGUUAAAUUCUCAGAACUAACGAUGGAUAUGUACCGAAUCUUGCAAACCCUAGAAUGGGAACCAACUGGGGAAAUGCCUCAAGUGUACAACGAAUCCCCGCGACAUCGCUUCGGUCCAACGCCACAGAUUAUUAAAGCCUACAACCACGACAACACAGGACGUCAUGAAAAUCCUCACAAGUACCUGCUAUUCAAGCCAUCAGCCGCCCAAGUGUUGGUGUACUUAGCCAGUGGUUGCUUCGACCUGCCCUCUAACGGCGUUCUGCUCCUCUACAUAUCUGCCGAUGCUUAUAUUGUCCCCGCUUCGAAAGUAUCUGAAGACACUGGAUACGACAUCGGAGGUCUUAUGACAAAUGUCAAGAGCGACUUGUAUCGGGACCGGGAAAAGGAAAGAGAAAGAGAAAGGGAUAGAGAUAGAACACGAGAGAGAGACCGUGACCGGGAAAGGGAUCGCGAGCGUGACAGGGAAAGGGUUUGGGAUCGUGAUAGGGAUCGCGAGCGAGACAGGGAGCGUGAUUCCGAUCGUGACAGGGAACGGGACAGAGACAAAGGCGAUCGUGAUCGCGAUCGCGAUCGCGAGCGUGACAGAGAAAAAGGCGAUCGUGAACGAGAGCGGGACAGAGACAAGGGUGAUCGUGAACGGGACAGAGAGAAAGGCGAUCGUGACCGAGACAUAGAUGCGUCUCGUGAACCAAGACCGUCACAAUCUAAAACCAAAGAUUCCCAAUGCAUCCACCCUGGGGACUUGUACCCGUUUACCCGAUGCCCCCUGUUCAUUAUCAUCGACUCGGACAACUCGUACAUCUUUCAAAACAUUCCGCGGCACUUCGCGCAGCCGCUCAUCGUACUGAUGUCGCCGUUGGAAGUUCCGAGUACAUUUCCUUCGGAUUACAGGAAGGAGGGCAGUUUGUUCACGCUGUUCCUGCACUCGCCGCUGUCGGCAUUCUGCUACUGCUGCGACAUUAAGACAGUGCCGCUGGUGCAGUGGGAACGCUCGCAGAGCUACAUCGAAGCCUUCAUAAUAGAAGCCGCGCAAGUCAUGAUGAGACAUCGCAUUGACCCAGCAUUCAUAGCAUUCAUGGCGGAUGACUUCUUGCGGCUGCUGCUACUUCGCUUCAUAUUCUGCGCCGUGGCUCUGCGCAUGCAUCGCGGCUUCCGCUCCAGGAACCAGCUGCCCCGCUCCUCGCCCCCGCUCCCUGACGAUUUACUCGAGCACCCGACCCUCGUGCACAUCAUCAUGGACUUAGCUGUUCAUCUGCAGGUUAGAAGCCACUUCCAUGAUUCAUCUGGUCCACCAACUACCAGCAACUAA